GACUAGACAUAUUUGCUUUGUUAUUAAAGAUCACAAUGUCCGCGUGCCAAUACCUAAAGUUCCAUCCCUUUCUGCAAACUGUUAUUGUCAUAUGCAAGAAAAAAAUGAAUAUAGUGCGCCAUUGUGACGCAACGACAACCACACCGCAAUGUGAUUAGUUCGCUGCGUCUCACUUCGCCCUCUGAUUAUAUGAUGGAAGAUUUUACUUGCUGUUGCCCUUUUAAAAAAUUUUAGGUCACUGUACUUACUGUCAACUGUCAAUAACUGGAAAAUAAAGCGGAUUGCAGUUGAGUCCUCCAUCACUUGCAUUGCAGUGCAGCGGGUGAUAUUCUUACAUUAUUCUUAUCUAUGCGGCACCCUCUUUGCAAAAUAGGUAAACAAACAAAAUACCUAGCUACGUAUCAUUCAUUUUUCCUCCUGGAUUUUCUUGACCCUGUCUACAUAGAAUAUUCGACAAAUCAUGUCAGAUGAAGAAGAAUAUGAUAGCUUUAAUGUUAAAAACCUCCAAGAUAUUCAUGAGCAAAUAGAGAAAUGUAAGAAAAACCCUGAGACAGCUGGAAUGUUUGUAUCUGGUUGGGAUGAUGCUGAUCAGGAUAUUAAUGAAGUAAAAGAUCCUAAAGCCAAUCCGACUGACCAUGUUCUAUGGGCUGCAGAGAAUGGUGAUGUCAAUACUUUACAAGGAUUGCUGACAUCACAGCCAAGCCUUAUAUCUGUAAGAGAUUCUGAUGGAUACUCACCUUUGCACCGGGCUGCAUAUGGCAAUCAUGUGGCUGCUAUUUCAUAUUUGUUAAGUGUUGGAGCAAAUGUGAGUGCUACAACAGAACUUGGAUGGACACCCUUGCAUUCUGCUUGUAAUUGGAACAAUUAUAAGGCUGUGGCAAGGUUAUUGGCUUCUGGCGCAGAUCCUCAUGUCACUUCUGAUGGUGGUCAAACACCUAUGCACUUAGCAGCAGCAAUGAGCCACAGUAAAUCAACUUUACUAAUUCUGAUGUUACGAGAAGAUACAGUGGAUAUAGCUCACAAGUCAAAUAACUCUGAUGAGACUCCUGAACAAUUAGCCAGAGGCCAUGGAAUCUACUCCCCUCUGUUUGAAAUGUUACUACCAGCAGCAUCAUAUAUACACUCAGAAGCUUUUACCUGUAAUCCAUAUGUUCGUGAAAAGUAUAGAAUUAAACAUAUUUAA
This is a messenger RNA of Plodia interpunctella (Indianmeal moth), 1183 nucleotides long. It is a transcript of the gene Ankrd49, whose product is annotated as Ankrd49. The coding region runs from base 461 to 1183 and encodes 240 amino acids. The record is from RefSeq and is a predicted model, not a curated record. The transcript is spliced from 3 exons. Gene Ontology annotation, molecular function: protein binding. Lineage: Eukaryota; Metazoa; Arthropoda; Insecta; Lepidoptera; Pyralidae.